Girardinichthys multiradiatus is the source of this 2731-nucleotide messenger RNA. Its product is annotated as protocadherin beta-11-like. The transcript has a single exon. Gene Ontology annotation, cellular component: plasma membrane. Gene Ontology annotation, biological process: homophilic cell-cell adhesion. Gene Ontology annotation, molecular function: calcium ion binding. NCBI's taxonomy places the organism in Eukaryota, Metazoa, Chordata, Actinopteri, Cyprinodontiformes, Goodeidae. Bases 182 to 2650 code for a protein of 822 amino acids. The record is from RefSeq and is a predicted model, not a curated record.
UCUCAGGCGAAAGGAGACGCUUUGCUUCAUCAGAGCUGUUAUGCGAGAAAAGAGUCACACACAGGCAUGGCAAUUUAAAUAGAAUUAUUUCCUGCAUGCUGUGGUAAAUAUUUUCUCUUUGAAGAAAGGUGUUUGGAUACAUAUAAACCAUAUAUUUUUUGGCUAUUUUGUUUUUCUAACAAUGGCUCGUGGAAUGCCACACCACACCAGAUGGAUACAAUGGCGUUAUGGCGUCGGAAAGAAUUUGCCGCAUUUUGUUUUGCUUUGUUACCUCUGCCAAUUUGUUACCGGACACAUCAGAUAUUCUAUUCCAGAGGAGAUGAAGAAAGGCUCACUGAUCGGCAAUUUCGCACAGGACCUUGGUUUGGAUCUGAAAAGGCUCCGUUCUGGUCAGGCCCGUCUCGUUAGUGGAGAGAGCGUCCAGUACGUCGAGCUGAAGGCAGACAAAGGGGUUCUAGUAGUGAAGGAGAGAAUCGACAGGGAGCAGCUUUGCGGUGACACAACACCGUGUAGUUUCAGUUUUGAGAUGAUUUUAGAAAAUCCUAUGGAGCUGCAUCAAAUUACGGUCGAGAUUACGGAUAUAAAUGAUCAUUCCCCAACGUUUAAAAGAGGUAAUAUGCAUUUUGAAAUAAGCGAAACAGCCACAAAUGGCGCCCGUUUUCCACUAGCGACUGCAGAGGACCUUGAUGUAGGUGUGAAUGGAAUGAGAGAUUAUUUACUGAGUGAAAAUGAUAAUUUUGUCCUGAAGCAACAUGCAAACGCAGACGGAAAGAAAUACGCAGAGAUGGUGCUUCAGAAGCCUUUAGACAGGGAGACAAAACCAAAUAUAUCCCUAAAACUGAUCGCAGUGGAUGGAGGAACUCCUCAGAGAUCUGGUACCGUAAAUAUUGAUGUUAUUGUUCUUGAUGCUAACGAUAAUGCGCCUGUUUUCAAUCAGUCAUUGUACAAAGCCACAGUGACAGAAAAUUCAGCCAAAAACACCUAUGUCACCACUGUUAAUGCUAGUGACGCAGAUUUUGGAUCAAACAGUGUUGUAACAUAUUAUUUUUCCGAUCUUAGUGGCGCUCUUAGAGAUUUGUUUAAGAUUGAUGAAACAAGUGGUGUCAUUUUAACCGCAGGCUCUAUCGACUUUGAAAAGGAUAAGAAGUUUGAGCUUCAAAUUCAUGCAAAAGAUCAAGGAGGACUGACAGAUUACAGCAAAGUGGUAAUUGAAAUAGCGGAUAUAAAUGACAACGCCCCUUUCAUAAGCGUGAUGUCAUUCACCAGCCCAUUGUCAGAGGACUCUCCUCCUGGAACAACAAUCGGCAUCAUUAAUGUAAAAGACGUGGAUUCAGGUGAUAACGGACAGGUGAGCUGUAAAAUUGAGGGCAGUACUCCUUUUAAGAUAAAGUCCAACCUACGAAAUUAUUAUACUUUGAUAACAGAUUCUGUGUUAGACCGUGAAAGCGUUGCAGAAUAUAACAUCACUGUUAUAGCUACAGAUGGGGGAGCACCUCCCCUCUCAGCUAAACGAAUAUUUACUUUGAAAGUGUCUGAUGUAAAUGACAACGCUCCAGUUUUUUCAGACAGUGUUUACAGCGCAUUUGUUUCAGAAAAUAACUCUCCAGGUGUGUCUGUCCUCACUCUGAAAGCCAAAGAUCCUGAUGAGAAACAAAACGCUCGAAUUUCUUAUGUAUUAGAGGGCAGAAAUAUUGCUGCAUCGUCAAUUUCUGAAUAUGUUUCUGUAAAUGUAGAAACUGGAGUCGUACUGGCGGUGCGCUCCUUUGAUUAUGAACAAAUUAAAGAGCUAGUUUUCGUUGUCAAAGCGCAGGAUGGAGGCUCUCCUCCACUCAGCAGCAACGUGACUGUUAAAAUCCUGAUCCAGGAUCAGAACGAUAACCCACCUCAGGUUCUGUAUCCAGUCCAGACUGGUGGUUCUGUGGUGGCUGAAAUGGUGCCUCGUUCAGCAGAUGUGGGCUACCUGGUGACUAAAGUGGUGGCUGUUGAUGUGGACUCUGGUCAGAACGCCUGGCUCUCCUAUAAACUGCAGAAAGCCACAGACAGGGCGCUGUUUGAAGUGGGCUUACAGAAUGGAGAAAUAAGAACUAUCCGCCAGGUGACUGAUAAAGAUGCUGUGAAACAGAGACUGACUGUUAUAGUGGAGGACAACGGGCAGCCCUCUCGUUCAGCUACAGUCAUUGUUAACGUGGCGGUGGCGGACAGCUUUCCUGAAGUGCUGUCGGAGUUCACUGACUUUCCACACGAUAAGGAGUACAAUGACAACCUGACUUUUUACUUAGUGUUGGCUCUGGCUGUGGUCUCCUUCCUCUUCAUCACGUGUUUAGUGGUUAUUAUAUCAGUGAAGAUCUACAGAUGGAGACAGUCCCGCAUCCUGUAUCACUCCAGCCUCCCUGUGAUUCCAUAUUAUCCUCCACGUUACUCAGACACUUUGGGAACAGGGACUCUGCCACAUGUGUACAACUACGAGGUGUGCAGGACGACUGACUCCAGAAAGAGUGACAAUAAGUUCGGAGGAGCUGGUAGUCAGAACGUGUUGAUAAUGGAUCCCAGUUCUACAGGGACGAUGCAGCGAAUACAGAGUGAGAAGAACAUCCUGGAUGAACCUGACUCUCCUCUAGAGGUGAGGCAUAAAAUUAAGCUUUCUCCCUAACAUUGUUGUCUCUUUCAUUUAUCUUACUUUGUGUGAUUGUUACAUUAUAUAUGCAGAAACUCAGAAACCAUAUUUUCAGCA